Messenger RNA from Colletotrichum higginsianum IMI 349063, 1008 nucleotides. Its product is annotated as major facilitator superfamily transporter. Gene Ontology annotation, molecular function: lipase activity. The transcript has a single exon. The coding region runs from base 1 to 1008 and encodes 335 amino acids. The record is from RefSeq and is a predicted model, not a curated record. NCBI's taxonomy places the organism in Eukaryota, Fungi, Ascomycota, Sordariomycetes, Glomerellales, Glomerellaceae. Gene Ontology annotation, cellular component: lipid droplet. Gene Ontology annotation, biological process: lipid storage.
AUGCCCGGACACGGCCUCCUGUUCUUCAUCCCCGGCAACCCAGGGCUCGUCGACUACUACACCGACUUCUUCGACGCGCUCAAGGCCCGCAUCGGCUGGGCCGACGGCCACAUCCACGUCCACGGCCGCGAUCUCUUUGGCUUCCGCGACGACAGCCACAAGCCCUUCACCAAGGACAACCCGCCCUACGACGUCGAGCGCCAGAUCGAGCUCGUCUUCGACCACCUGGCGUCUCUGAGGCGGACCGACUCGUCGCGGAACGCGCCCGGCAAGAAGGGCGAGCCGUAUGACUUCGUCGUGCUGGCGGGCCACUCGGUGGGCAGCUACAUCGCCCUCGAGAUCUUUCACCGCCACAUCAAGGACCCGUCGCGCGCACCUCACCUCAGGCUGCAGGCCGGCAUGCUCCUCUUUCCAACCGUCACGCACAUGGCCCAGUCGCCGAGCGGGAAGCGACUGGAGCUCAUCCGCACCACGCCGUUUCUCGACAACACGGCGCACGUCAUCGCCCAGCGGUUUCUGGACCUGUGUCCGGCGGGGGCGCUCCGCUGGUUCGUCGGCGCCGUACUCGGGUUCGGUGCCAAGGCCGCCGACGUCACGACCAGGUUCCUCAAGAGCAGGGACGGCGUGUGGCAGGCCAUCCACAUGGGCAAAGAUGAGAUGAAGGUCAUCACCGAGGAAAAGUGGGACAAGGAGCUCUGGGAGGUCGAAGAGGAAGACGUGGCGGCCGGCAGUAGCAGCGGUAGGAGGGCGGCCGCGGCCGCCGCGCCGAGGUUCUUUUUCUUCUUCGGCAAAAAGGACCACUGGGUUGGCGACCAUUUCAGGGAUCAUUUCAUCAGAGCCCGAGAGAAGCACAUCGAGAACGGAUGGGCACGUGUCGAGAUUGACGACAUCGGGCUUCCCCACGCCUUCUGCACAACCGAGAAGAACAGCGAAGUCAUUGCCGGCAAGGUGGCGGACUGGCUCAAGGAGGUUUGGGACGCCAUGGCACAGUCAGCGGCACCAUCAUGA